GGUUUGUGGUGGGCCAUGCUGGGUUGUACCAAGCCCUGGCCAUGUUUGCGGUGGCGUACUUCAUCAUCGGCAUGACGGUGCUGUCUGUGUGUGCCAUCGCCACCAACGGGGCACUGGAUGCUGGAGGAGCCUAUUAUAUGAUCAGCCGUGCCCUGGGCCCGGAGUUCGGGGGCAGCAUUGGGAUCAUGUUUUUCCUGGCCAACGUGUGUGGCAGUGCCCUCUAUGUGCUGGGGCUGGUGGAGGCAGUGGUGGACAGCUUUGGGAUCCCACCUGGGCAAAAAGCAGGCACAGGUGUCCACGUCCUGCCCCAGAGCUACUGGUAUGAGCUGCUCUACGGCACGGUGCUGCUGGCCCUCUGCCUCCUCGUAUGCCUCGUGGGUGCCUCCAUCUAUGCCAAAGCCACCUUCCUCAUCUUUCUCAUCGUCGCUGGUGUGCUGGGCACCAUCCUCGUCAGCUUCUUUGCCACACGGCCCAUUGGGGUGCCCAUCCACCUGUCCCAGCUCAACGGCUCCGAGACUGAGAAUGGCUCCUUCACCGGCUUCUCACUCACCACCCUGCGAGACAACCUGGGCGGUGGCUACGGGGUGGACUACACCACCGGGCAGAUGAUGAGUUUCAGCUCUGUCUUCGCAGUGAUGUUCAAUGGCUGCACCGGCAUCAUGGCAGGCUCCAACAUGUCAGGGGACCUGAAGCGCCCGAGCUACUCCAUCCCGCGGGGCACCAUCUCUGCUGUGCUCUUCACCUACCUCGUCUACAAUCUGCUGGCUUUCCUCAUGUGUGCCACUUGCAACAGGACCCUCCUGCAGAAAGACUACGGCUUCUUGCGUGACAUCAGUAUCUUCCCACCCUUGGUCACGGUAGGGAUCUAUGCUGCCACCCUGUCUGCGGCCAUGAGCAAUCUCAUCGGGGCGUCCCGCAUCCUCUAUGCCCUGGCCCGGGAUGAUCUCUUUGGCCGGGCGCUGGCGCUGGCCAAGAAGACAUCUGCCAGUGGGAACCCCGUGAUGGCGGGGAUCCUCUCCUGGAACUCUCUGCAGCUGGUGCUCUUCUCCGGGAAGCUCAACACCAUUGCGGGGAUCGUGACCACCUUCUUCCUUCUGGUUUAUGCCACCGUCAACCUGGCCUGCCUGGCGCUGGAGUGGGCAUCGGCCCCCAACUUCAG
Molecule: messenger RNA, 1159 nt
Organism: Tauraco erythrolophus (red-crested turaco)
Lineage: Eukaryota; Metazoa; Chordata; Aves; Musophagiformes; Musophagidae
Source: RefSeq, a predicted model, not a curated record